AGCCCGCUGUCCCUCGAGCACACGACCUUUUCUCUUCCAUACCGGCGCGCGCGCUCCCCGCCGCGCCGCCGCGAUGCCGUCCCUGAGAGCCUCUGCACCCUCACCGUCGGCGGCCUCCUCCUACGAGCUGGCUGUGCACUUCUUCCGACCAGCGUGCAGCCAGAGGCCCUGGCCCUGCUGGCGGUCGCCCCCGCCGCAGCGGGCCUGCAGGUGAGCGACGGCGUUCACAACCUGACCAUCUGCAACGGGUACGCGGAGAGCAGGCCCCUCAGCGUCUACACCGUCAACAACAAGGCCAAGCUGACCGAAGAGCCGAUGCGGUACAAGCAGUGCAAGGCCAUCGCCAUGGAGCUGCAGGAGGGCGAGCGCAUCGAUUUCAGGAUGGGGGGCCUCAGCGUCGGCGUCUUCCACGCGACGCACUUGCCGUUCGUCGCCUCCACGCUGGUGCUCGUUCCGUUCAAGAAGGGUAACCAGUCCAUGGCCGCCACCUUCGCCUCCCACACGUUCGGGCCGGCCAGCGGUGACAAGGCACAGGUCGCGGUCAUCGACGCCUACGCCGGAGACCAGCAGGGCGCCAUCAGUAUCAAGGUCGCCGGCAGGCAGAACCAGCGGCUGGGGUCGGCGGAGCUCAGGCCUGGUUCCGCGGUGACCUUGGAGCAGAACACCUACGAGGUGAGCCUGAAAAACGCGGCCGAGCAGAGCACCAAGGCGGUGCCGCUGCACGCCGCCGGCGGCACGAGCCACGUCGUGCUGCGCGUCGGCUCCGAGGAGUUCUCCCAGGAGCUCCUCGUCAAGCCGGUGGGCUGGGUCGGGUCCGACGAGAUGGACGACCCGGAGUGGGUGAAGCAGCACUGCAAGAACGGCGCCUGCCAGACGCUGCCGUUCCACGACAGCGGCGCGCCGCAGUCGGGGCUCGGCCUGGUCUUCGCGGCGGCGGCGGCGUGGCUCUCCGCGUGAGCCGCGCCCCGCGCGGCAGGCGCCGCGCUGCGCGGACAUGCCCAGACGUCCGGCGCCUCGGAAACAUCAGGGCGCGCCUCCUCUUCCUUCUCCUCUUCCUUCUCCUCCUCCUCCUCCUCCUC
Prorocentrum cordatum is the source of this 1079-nucleotide messenger RNA. The record is from the annotation of a GenBank genome assembly. NCBI's taxonomy places the organism in Eukaryota, Dinophyceae, Prorocentrales, Prorocentraceae.